Gossypium raimondii (Peruvian cotton) is the source of this 1347-nucleotide messenger RNA. RefSeq names its product dirigent protein 9. The transcript has a single exon. Lineage: Eukaryota; Viridiplantae; Streptophyta; Magnoliopsida; Malvales; Malvaceae. Bases 48 to 1148 code for a protein of 366 amino acids. The record is from RefSeq and is a predicted model, not a curated record.
CAAUCCAUCAAAAUAGUAUACAUCUUAGCUAAAAACAAUCUUAAACAAUGGCAAAAGCUCCCAUGCUCACUUCCAAAACAUUCAAGGCAAUCAUCUAUCUUUUGUUGGUGGCUAUCACCUUCACUUGUGUCAAUUCAGCUAGGGUCCUUGAUGAGGUUGAACCGCAACCCCAAGUCGUCGACGACAAGCCGAGUGGCCAAGUGGUCCCUGCCGCCACUCCAAGUGGCCCAGAGGACGAUCCUCCGGUUCCCACCGUGGCUGCCCCAGCUAGUGAGGAUGAGGCACCAGUAGCUACCCCUGCAGCACCAGAAGCCCCUGCUGAUGAUGAUGAGGCACCAGUAGCCACUCCUGCAGCACCUGUUGCAGGUGGUGCCGCAACGGGACCAGGAGCGGCGGCUGCCACAGGGGCUAACCCGGGCUCGCACGAACCUGCAUUGUCCUUUUUCAUGCAUGACAUCUUAGGUGGAACACACCCAUCUGCCAGGGUAGUGACUGGUGUGAUUGCCAACCAAGAAAUCAAUGGCAUACCAUUCUCAAAAACCAACAACAACAUUUUCCCAGUGGAAGGAGCUGCUCCACUUCUGACAGGCAACAACAUUAACAACCUUAAAAACAUCAACAACCUUAUUAACCCCAACAAUGUCCCUUUCCUAACAGGUCUAACAGGUGCACAAACCAGUGCCGUCGUCCAAAACUCCCACAACAGCGACAGCGUUAUCAAUUCCGACAGCAACCCUUUCGUCACCGCAGGCCAACUCCCACCCGGCUCUCUCCAACGUCUCAUGUUCGGUACCAUAACCGUCAUCGACGAUCAACUAACCGAAGCCCACGAGUUAGGUUCAGCUAUCCUAGGGAAAGCACAAGGGUUCUAUUUGGCUAGCUCAGUAGAUGGUUCUAGCCAAACCAUUGCAUUGACAGUUUUAUUACAUGGAGGUGAACAUGGUCACGAAAUCGAAGACACCAUUAGUUUCUUCGGCGUUCAUAGGACCGUGUCACCUGAAUCGCAGAUCGCGUUGAUCGGUGGGACCGGGAAGUACGAGAACGCAAGAGGGUACGCCACGGUUGAGACACUUCUCAACCAGGAGAAUCAGCAUAUAACUGAUGGUGUGGAUACAAUCCUGCAUUUCAAUGUGUACCUCACUGAGUGAUAUUAGCAGCUUGGAGGCUGGUGGUCAUUAAUGGUGGUUCAUGUUUUCUACUAUUUUAUAUAUUGUGUGAUGGCUAAAAUUUAAGUGUGGAUUUCAUAUUGGGUUUGGUAUUGAAAUUUACUGGUGAAUAUGUGUUGAUGUAUAUUGGUUUAUGUUAUGUAAAAUCCAAUGUCACUUUUAAUUAGUGAUUGAUUAUAAA